Messenger RNA from Cajanus cajan (pigeon pea), 1260 nucleotides. NCBI's taxonomy places the organism in Eukaryota, Viridiplantae, Streptophyta, Magnoliopsida, Fabales, Fabaceae. The record is from RefSeq and is a predicted model, not a curated record.
GUACAAAAGAAAAGAUAUUUUUGUUGUUUCUAAGUUUUAACUCUGAAGGAGCCUUCUCUUCUCUUUCUCUUUCUGCAACCAAACCAAAUUAGGGUUUCUCGAUCUUAAUUCUUCACUGCUCUCAUCGUUUUAGGGUUUUAUUCCCAACACUACACAGGGCUGGUUCUGAUAAUUUUUGUUCGUUUUGAAGAGUAUUUAUCGGUAUCAACAGUUUUUUUUUUUUUUUUAAAUUUAUUUAUGUGGGGCUACUUGUAAUGGUGUUAUCACGAUUCUGGAAAGGAAGGGUUUUCCCUUGGAAUUUUGUGGACAGCUGUUGACAACAAGAAUUUGUGAUUGAAUAUGCGAACUUCAUGGGCAGAUUUGGCUGCAAAUUCUGCAGCUGAAAAUGCAGGUACUUGGUCUUCUGCUAACAAUGUGGGAACUGGUAGUACUGUAGCUCCUUCGCGGCCUGUUUAUGUUCCUCCCCAUCUGAGGAAUCGCCAGCCAUCAGCAGAAUCCCCUGCUCCAACAUAUAGUGACCCUUCUUCAGGUUCUGCUGGCUCUAGUUCUGGUGCUGGUAAUUCUGGAUCCCGUUGGCCUGUACCCAGAAAUGAUUAUCGGUCUGGGUUUGGUGGUGGUGGACGAGCAGGUGGAUGGGGAAACAAAAGUAGUGGCUGGGAUCGUGGCCGGGAGCGGGAAGUCAAUCCUUUUGGAGACGAGGAUACUGCUGAAGAAGGGGCAUCUAGUGAGCAGGAGAAUACAGGAAUAAAUUUUGAUGCCUAUGAAGAUAUUCCAGUGGAGACCAGCGGUGAAAAUGUGCCCCCACCUGUGAAUACAUUUGCAGAGAUUGACUUGGGUGAAGCACUUAAUCAGAAUAUAAGAAGGUGCAAAUACGUGAAGCCAACUCCUGUUCAGCGGCAUACCAUUCCAAUUUCCCUCGCUGGACGUGAUUUGAUGGCUUGUGCGCAGACUGGUUCUGGAAAGACAGCUGCAUUCUGUUUCCCGAUUAUCAGUGGAAUUAUGAGGGGCCAACCUGCGCAGAGGCCACCUCGUGGGGUGCGUACAGCACAUCCGCUUGCGCUUGUUCUUUCUCCAACUAGGGAACUAUCAAUGCAAAUACAUGAAGAGGCUAGAAAGUUUUCAUACCAAACUGGGGUUAGGGUGGUUGUUGCUUAUGGUGGAGCACCGAUAAAUCAGCAGGUUUUUGUCCCUUUUAUCUCUGCUUCUCUUUAUUUUUUACUUUGUUUUCUUCACAACUUGUUAUGAGUCUAUGGCAUGAUA